CGUGCUUAUGGCAAUAUCUACUUUUUGAUACUCCUACGGGGGUGUCUGUUUUCACCUUCUUGAAUGCGAGGCUAGUCGAUCAAUCUGUGUCUUUAUCGGACAAAUUGCUCAGAUUUGUCGAGAGAGGCAGUUCGGGUCUUGACGCAGAUCCGAAGAACAUGACUCACCAAACGCUCGAAAGCGGCCCAAUGUUAGAUCUAUUUUCGAAUGACAUGCAUGUCUGCCUCGCAAUAUCUGGUCAAUCUCCUGAGCGAUGCCUGAAAGCAUCUACGCCACAGAGAAUAACACCCACCCGAGUAGGAGCCCUCCUAGAGAAUCGACACGCUAAUCAAACUCCAUCAUUUUUCGACUCACAGCGAACUGUCCAAGCUCCAUUGCCGGCAAGACUAUCGAAUGAAGAUGAGGACCGUCUAUUCAGAGAAAGAGGCAAACGGCAGGUGGCACAGCUGUCAUCAAGGUGAGACAAGUUUGGAAUACUACGCCAAAGUCUAAUGCCGAUGAUUCCGCAGGUCAUCUGCCACUCUAGGAUGCCUGAACCGGGGUGGAGUGGG
This is a messenger RNA of Aspergillus novofumigatus IBT 16806, 551 nucleotides long. RefSeq lists its product as uncharacterized. The record is from RefSeq and is a predicted model, not a curated record. NCBI's taxonomy places the organism in Eukaryota, Fungi, Ascomycota, Eurotiomycetes, Eurotiales, Aspergillaceae. The transcript has 2 exons. The coding region runs from base 159 to 461 and encodes 100 amino acids.